Messenger RNA from Drosophila bipectinata, 1391 nucleotides. Its product is annotated as chitinase-like protein Idgf1. The record is from RefSeq and is a predicted model, not a curated record. NCBI's taxonomy places the organism in Eukaryota, Metazoa, Arthropoda, Insecta, Diptera, Drosophilidae. Gene Ontology annotation, cellular component: extracellular region. Gene Ontology annotation, molecular function: chitinase activity; chitin binding. Gene Ontology annotation, biological process: chitin catabolic process; carbohydrate metabolic process.
UAUUUUAAUAAAACAGUUGCUAAUAGCCAACCAUAAAGACCGGACGUGGUCUCGCCGAGAAUAUGAAGUUCCUUCUGUUUCCCUUCCUGGGUCUGCUCAGUGUAGUAGGCUGCACUGGUGUAGCAGCCCAAAAUUAUAUCUGUUACUACGACUCGGGGUCGUAUUAUCGCAGCGGUUUGACCCAAAUGUGGAAAGAUCAUCUGGAACCGGCCCUAAAUGUCUGUACACAUUUGGUCUACGGAUACGCUGGCAUCCAAAAAGGAUCUUUCGAAUUGUUACGCCUGAGGGGACGCUUUGAUAAGUUUCGUUACUCAGAAAUCACAGGCAUAAGCAAAAAGUUUUCCCAUCUCAAGGUCCUUCUGAGUGUUGGAGGAGGUCGAGAUGUCGACGAGGCCCAUCCGAAUAAGUAUCUUGAGUUUCUGGAAGCUAAUACUACUGCCCAGAAAAAUUUCAUAGACAGCAGUAUAAAUGAACUGAAACGCAAAAGGUUCGAUGGUCUCGAUUUGGCCUUCCAGUUUCCGAAAAAUGAGCCAAAAAAAGUAAAUGGACCCACUGGCGACUUUGUUGUGGAUCCUCUUGCGGAGCAGCACAAGAGACAGUUCACGGCUCUGGUGGAAAAUCUUGGGAACGCCUUACGAUCAGCCAAUCUGACGUUGUCUCUGACUGUUUUGCCCAAUGUUAACUCCACAUGGUACUACGAUGUCAGCAAACUUCAUCCCCAAGUCGACUUCAUCAAUCUGGCAGCCUUUGACUUCAUUACUCCUCUAAGAAAUCCCGAGGAAGCCGACUAUACAGCUCCGAUUUUCUUUAAAGACGAACAUAAUCGCUUGCCCUAUUUGAAUGUAGAUUUCCAGGUAAAUUACUGGCUUCAAAAUGGCUGUCCUCCCAACAAACUAAAUCUGGGAAUGGCCACUUAUGGGCAAGGAUGGAAAAUGACCUCAGAUUCGGGGCAAACUAGCAUACCAGUGGUUUCUAGAACGAAUGGACCUGCUCCUGGAGGUCUUCUGGAAGACAGUCUGGAGUGGGCCAGAUGGCCGGAGUUGCCCGGUUUGUUUACUUGGCCGGAUAUUUGUGAAAAAUUGGCCAAGAAUUCAUCGGCCCCACUUAGGCAAGUGACGGAUCUCACCAAGAAAUACGGAAACUAUGCCAUCCGGCCCGCUAAUGAGGGAGGCGAGAACGGCAUGUGGCUGAGCUUCGAUGGUCCGGAUUUUGCUGGAGUUAAGGCGACAUAUGCCAAGGGUAGAAACCUUGGCGGGAUGGCGAUUUUCGAUCUGUCGUACGAUGAUUAUCGGGGCCUCUGUACGGGCCAGAAAUUUCCAACCCUACAAGCUAUUAAAGAUGUUAUGGGUUAAAUGAAGACAAUCAUAUUUUGAAAAGGAAAUAUUCUUUUU